Messenger RNA from Ostrinia furnacalis (Asian corn borer), 3306 nucleotides. RefSeq names its product Guanylyl cyclase at 88E (gene Gyc88E). The transcript is spliced from 14 exons. NCBI's taxonomy places the organism in Eukaryota, Metazoa, Arthropoda, Insecta, Lepidoptera, Crambidae. Gene Ontology annotation, cellular component: guanylate cyclase complex, soluble. Gene Ontology annotation, molecular function: oxygen sensor activity; guanylate cyclase activity; nitric oxide binding. The record is from RefSeq and is a predicted model, not a curated record. Gene Ontology annotation, biological process: cGMP biosynthetic process; nitric oxide-cGMP-mediated signaling; response to oxygen levels. The coding region runs from base 1 to 2346 and encodes 781 amino acids.
AUGACUCUCUGUGCUGAAGGUUUAGAGGUGGCGCGUCACUUCUACCACAAGGAGAUGAGGAUAGAGCUUCUUCGUGAAGAACUUCUCUUCGACACAGUCCACGUGACCUUCCAGCUGACGUUUGACAAUCGAGCCUUUACCCUCGCUUCAUUGGCCAUGACAAGGGAGGAGAAGCAUCUACCCAUCAGUGCUUCGGUGCUGUUCGAGAUAUUUCCCUUUUGCAUUGUGUUUGGGUCGGACAUGGUGGUACGUUCCAUCGGCAACUCGCUCAUGGUGAUACUCCCGGACCUGGUGGGCAAGAAGAUCACCAACUGGUUCGACCUCGUCAGACCGCUCAUAGCUUUCAAGUUUCAGACUAUAUUGAACCGCACUAACAACAUCUUCGAGCUGGUGACAGUAGAAGCUGUUAUCCACGAGAAAGCGACUGACAAGCGCAAUGAGCUGCUGCGUUUAUCGGACGAGUCCGACGGCACUACUGAGAAGAACCUGCGGCUGAAAGGUCAGAUGAUCUACAUGGACAACUGGCGGAUGAUGAUGUACCUUGGCACGCCAGUCAUGCCGGACUUGUCCGCGCUCGUGUCCACCGGCCUUUACAUCAACGACUUAUCUAUGCAUGACUUUAGCAGAGACUUAAUGCUGGCCGGCACCCAGCAGUCAGUCGAGCUGAAGUUGGCCCUCGACCAGGAACAGCAGAAGAGCAAGAAGCUAGAGGAGUCCAUGAGGAAACUGGACGAGGAGAUGAAGAGGACCGACGAACUGCUCUACCAGAUGAUACCGAAGCAAGUGGCUGAUCGACUGAGGAAUGGGGAGAACCCUAUUGACACGUGUGAGAUGUUCGACAGCGUUUCGAUCCUGUUCUCCGACGUGGUCACCUUCACGGAGAUCUGUUCCCGCAUCACGCCAAUGGAAGUGGUCUCCAUGCUGAAUGCCAUGUACUCUAUCUUCGACACGCUCACUGAGAGGAACAGGGUGUACAAGGUGGAAACAAUAGGAGACGCAUACAUGGUGGUAUCAGGGGCACCAGAAAAAGAGGACAAUCAUGCUGAGAAAGUCUGCGACAUGGCACUUGACAUGGUCGACGCGAUCACUGAUCUUAAAGAUCCCAGUACAGGUUCUCAUCUCUCCAUAAGAGUCGGCGUUCACUCAGGUGCAGUAGUGGCUGGUAUAGUCGGCCUGAAGAUGCCUCGCUACUGCCUCUUCGGAGAUUCAGUGAACACAGCUUCGAGGAUGGAAUCAACGUCAGAAGCUAUGAGGAUCCACAUAUCACAGACCACGAGGGAACUGCUCUCACCAUCCUACAUGGUGCAUGAGAGAGGAGAGAUACAGGUUAAGGGGAAAGGGGCAAUGAAAACAUACUGGCUGGAAGGCAGGGAAUCAAGGCCGUGCCUCACCAAAAUGAUAUCGCCUCAACUACAGCCUGGAACAGAAUUAGAAUGGGAAAGAGCAGCUGACGUUAGGGACAGCAUAGCAGAACAUUCUGCCCAACAAAUGAACAUAAAAGAACUAAAUUCUGGAAAUUUCACUCACCUUCCCAAUGCAAUCAGUUCAGGACCAAACUCCUUGGGAAAUAACACUCCGAAUGUCAUAGCAGUACAACCAUCAAAUCAGUCAUCUCUGAAGAGUCCGCAAGUGCAGAGAGCCAACACUCCUGCGCCAACAGUGACGUCACCAGUGGAAGAGAGACGAAUGUAUUCCCCUGUCACUUUCCAAGACGUAGCGCGGAGAAGUAUAGCGAAUUCACCAAAUAGGACAGAGAAGGAUCGAGAUUCCAGAUCGACGAGCUAUGGAGUAGUGUGGACAGAUGCGGAAUCUGUGGAACCGGUCAAAGACAGCCUGGAUUCCUCUUUCUGUUACAGUGCAACAUCCCCUUGCAGAGUGGGCACGGCGCCGGCGACCAAGGAGAGGGAACAGGACAGCUUCGUGGAAAAGGCUUGUCUAGCUCGUAUGUCUCCGUCGCACUCAGCGCCUCCGACAGUGGUCGGCGACUCUUGCUCCACGCUGCGGCUGGAUACCACCUCCACGAGCCCUAGCCAGAGCAGGGAGGAACUGCAGGAAACAGACGCCGAAUACCAAGACGCUCACAUGGACAACCAGCCCCACAUUUGCACCAUAUCCGACACCAUCGAAGCGAACCACUCGAAGCCUGGCCGAGUAGGCCGCUUCAAAGCCAGAAUAGCACCCGGCCACCAGAAGUGCCAGAAGACAAAAGAAGUCAAAGACAAGUGUCAACAAAGUCUACCACACGGCCACCACCACACCAAAAAUGUCAACCACCACCAGUGCUGUGGUGCGUUCGGAAAUCCCCACGUGAGACAUAAAAAUAACUCUAGCUGUCGGUUAAUUUAAGGUUUCAAUUUGAAUGUUCAUAAUGUAAUCUAGAAUAGGUGUUCACUGAGAUAGGUACGAAAAACUGGCAAGUAGGACUUUGUAAGAAAAAUUUCGAUUUCCUUGUGAAACCUGUGGUUUCUUUUCAUUGUGAUAAGAUUAAACCCCAAAAGAUAAUAUAGUUUUUUAUUUUUUUAGGGAACACAGCACAUCGAGCUAAACCUGUCGCAUCUUAUUUGAUUGAAAUAAGUGCGAUUUUGCAGCAAAAAUGUACUGUAAUUGUGUAGACAAUUAAUGCCAAGUUUUAGAAAAAAAUAUUGAGAAAAAAAGUUAUACGUAAAUUUAAUAAAGAUUUAUUCAGAAUAUACUACAUUUGAUGAAUACUCAAUUCUAAAGAUAUUAAGUACAUAAAUAUUUACGAGAGAUAUCUAAAUAGUUUGAAAAGUUAUCGUAUAUCGUACAUUCUUACAUAGCAACCUUUAACUGUUGUGUGGGAACAGAAUUCAUAAAAAUUCUUCUAGUCUUCUACUUAUAAUUGUACUUAAUCACUAAAUAUAGCUGUUCAGAUUAUCUACUUUUAUAGUAUUUUACAAUGUAAUUAGAAGUUUAUUUAUUGUUAAAAAUAAUUAUUAUAACAAUAGAUCUCAGAUGCAUAACAUCCCAAAGAAUAUUCCAAAUGUUAGAAAAGUUAUAAAAAGCAGAGCUUUACGCAUUGACAAUAGAAAGGAAGGGGAUUAUAAUAAAAAUAAUUAAAAUAUGGAAAUAUUGACGCUGUGUGACAGUGGAUUCUAUUAAAAUAGAAUAUUGUAAAAUAUUUUAAUGUUUCUUCACUUUAGACGUUAUUCACGAAUGUGAUUAUUUUUAUUUUGAGUAUGUGAUUCUAGGAGUGGAGGCCACGUACCCACAGGGUAGACCGACGACCUCAUAAAGGUAGCAGGAAGGCUCUGGAUGCAGGCCGCUACUAACCGGCCAUCGUGGAAA